Molecule: messenger RNA, 3912 nt
Organism: Botrytis fragariae
Lineage: Eukaryota; Fungi; Ascomycota; Leotiomycetes; Helotiales; Sclerotiniaceae
Product: putative coatomer subunit gamma-2 protein
Exons: 10
Coding region: 1-3912 (1303 amino acids)
Biological process (GO): protein secretion; endoplasmic reticulum to Golgi vesicle-mediated transport; intra-Golgi vesicle-mediated transport
Cellular component (GO): endoplasmic reticulum-Golgi intermediate compartment; COPI vesicle coat; endoplasmic reticulum
Molecular function (GO): structural molecule activity; phosphotransferase activity, for other substituted phosphate groups
Source: RefSeq, a predicted model, not a curated record
AUGAGUUACAGUAAGAAAGAUGAAGAUGGCGAAAUGGCCAUCAUGCGUGUGGAUAGAACCUCUGUUUUCCAAGAAGCUCGAUUGUUUAACUCUUCCCCUAUACAACCUCGAAGAUGUCGUGUUCUCCUUACGAAGAUUGCGCUUUUGUUAUACACCGGCGAGAAAUUCCCUACCAACGAAGCCACUACCCUUUUCUUUGGUAUCUCGAAGCUGUUCCAAAAUAAAGAUGCCAGCCUGCGGCAGAUGGUCCACCUUAUCAUUAAGGAAUUGGCGCAUUCCGCUGAGGAUAUUAUUAUGGUCACAAGUACAAUAAUGAAGGAUACUGGUGGUGGAACAGAUGCAAUCUACAGACCAAAUGCCAUUCGGGCGUUGUGCCGUAUCAUUGAUGCAUCCACAGUCCAGAGUAUUGAACGAGUAAUGAAGACUGCAAUUGUCGACAAGAACCCUUCCGUAUCCUCUGCUGCCUUAAUAUCCUCUUACCACCUAUUACCUAUAGCUCGCGAUGUUGUUCGAAGAUGGCAAAGCGAAACACAAGAAGCUGCAACAGCUACAAAAUCGUCGGGUGGCUUCUCCCUUGGUUUCUCGACUUCCAGCAGCCAAAUGCCAGUCAACAACUCAACAAUGACACAAUACCAUGCGAUUGGUCUUCUAUAUCAAAUGAGGAUGCACGAUAGAAUGGCAUUAGUUAAGAUGGUUCAGCAAUUUGGGGCCGCAGGUGCUGUUAAGAGUCCAGCUGCAACUGUCAUGCUCGUCCGCCUAGCAGCACAACUGGCAGAAGAAGAUCAACAACUCCGAAAACCAAUGAUGCAACUCUUGGAUGGCUGGCUCCGACACAAGAGUGAAAUGGUGAACUUCGAGGCUGCCAAAGCCAUUUGCGACAUGCGAGACGUCACCGAUGCUGAAGUUACUCAAGCCAUUCAUGUUUUGCAACUUUUCCUUACCUCGCCAAGAGCUGUCACCAAAUUUGCUGCGAUUCGCAUACUUCACAACUUCGCCUCCUUCAAGCCCCAAGCUGUCCAUCCCUGCAACCCAGAUAUCGAGCUUCUCAUCUCGAACUCCAAUAGAUCGAUUGCUACCUUUGCCAUCACCACCCUUUUGAAGACCGGCAACGAAGCCAGUGUUGAUCGAUUGAUGAAGCAAAUUUCGGGAUUCAUGGCUGAUAUUACAGACGAGUUCAAGAUUACCAUUGUGGAAGCAAUCCGUACCCUCUGUCUAAAGUUCCCCAACAAGCAAGCCGGCAUGCUAGCAUUCCUUAGUGGUAUACUUCGCGACGAGGGAGGAUAUGAGUUUAAGCGCGCUGUAGUGGAGAGCAUGUUUGACUUAAUCAAGUUCGUUCCCGAUUCAAAGGAAGAUGCGUUAGCACAUCUCUGUGAGUUCAUUGAGGAUUGUGAGUUCACAAAAUUGGCUGUGCGCAUCCUUCAUCUUCUCGGAUUGGAAGGUCCAAAAACAUCUCAACCUACCAAGUACAUCAGAUAUAUCUACAAUCGAGUGGUUCUUGAAAAUGCCAUUGUACGAGCUGCCGCAGUCACAGCAUUGGCAAAAUUCGGUGUGGCACAGAAAGAUCCAGAAGUUAAGCGCAGUGUUACCGUUCUCCUGACCAGAUGUUUGGAUGAUGUCGACGAUGAAGUUCGUGACCGUGCUGCAUUGAACUUGAGAUUAAUGUCAGAGUCUGAUGAUACAGCGGAUCGUUUCAUCAAAAAUGAAAACACUUUCGCCUUGCCAUACCUCGAGCAUCAACUUGUUAUGUACGUCACAGCUGAUGACAAAUCAACUUUUGAUAACCCCUUUGAUAUUGCUUCGGUUCCAGUUGUUACCAAGGAGCAAGCAGACGCAGAGGAGCGAACCAAGAAACUCACAACAGUCACACCAACGAUCAAGGCUCCAAAAUCUGGUCCCAGCAAGACUUCGCAAUCUGGCGCCGAAGCUGUUGCUUCCGCUUCUGCGACUGCUCAGAAGUAUGCCCAGGAGUUACUCAAGAUUCCAGAAUUCAAGCCAUAUGGUGCUGUAUUGAAAUCGUCUCCUGUUGUUGAAUUGACAGAAUCGGAAACUGAAUAUGUUGUUACUGUCGUCAAGCAUAUCUUCAAGGAACAUAUUGUUCUUCAAUAUGAGGUUAAGAAUACCCUGCCAGAUACUGUUCUUGAAGAAGUGUCCGUGGUUGCUAGCCCAUCUGAUGAAGAAGAGCUCGAGGAAGAUUUCAUCAUUCCUGCCACCAAGCUUGUAACUGAUGAGCCAGGUACUAUUUAUGUAUCUUUCAAGAAAAUCAGUGGUGAAGCUGCUUUCCCUUCAAGCACCUUUACAAAUAUUCUGAAGUUCACCACGAAAGAAAUCGAUCCAACAACUGGUGAGCCUGAAGACACUGGUUACGAUGAUGAGUAUCAAGUUGAGGAUCUCGAACUUACCGGUAGUGACUAUGUUGUCCCUGCUUUCGCCGGUAACUUUAAUCACAUUUGGGAGCAAGUGGGUGCUUCCGGCGAGGAAGCUGAAGAGACACUUCAAUUGAGUGGUGUCAAGAGUAUAGCAGAUGCUACUGAACAACUUGCCAAAACACUUUCACUACAACCUCUUGAUGGUACUGAUGUGCCAAUCAAUACAACUACUCACACACUCAAAUUAUUUGGUAAAACAGUUACAGGUGGAAGGGUUGUGGCUAAUAUCCGGAUGGCUUAUUCUAGUCUCGUCACAAUGGUGUACGUACGACAAGAAAAACUUCCAGGCCUUAAGCAGUACAAAUAUUCCGGUGUCGACCAUUCCCUCUUAUCUCGAUAUGUCCUCAAGCCAUUCUACACGAAUUUCGUGAUAGAAUGUUUCCCGAUGAGCAUGGCACCGAAUCUGAUUACUCUUACGGGUUUCAGCUUCGUCGUUAUCAAUAUCCUGACUUUGCUGUGGUAUAAUCCGACGCUUGAUGUGGAUUGUCCACCUUGGGUGUAUGCCAGUUGGGCUGUGGGAUUAUUCUUGUAUCAAACCUUUGACGCGGUCGAUGGGACUCAAGCACGACGAACACAUCAGAGUGGACCGCUUGGUGAGCUCUUUGAUCAUGGUGUUGACGCAGUCAAUACUUCUCUCGAAUGUUUGAUCUUCGCGGCUUCGCAGAACUUGGGAAUGGGCUGGAAGACGGUCAUGGUCUUAUUUGCUUCUCUCCUCACAUUCUACGUACAAACCUGGGACGAAUACCACACGAAGACUCUGACAUUGGGCUUGAUCUCUGGACCUGUAGAAGGAAUCGUUAUCCUCAUCACUGUCUACGCGUUCACUGCAAUUAAAGGUGGGGCGAGCUUCUGGACUCAAUCGAUGUUCAGGACUGUUGGCAUCCCACAUUACGCGUUUAUUCCUGAAUAUGUUUAUGAAUUGCCAUUCAAUGAGUGGUACAUGGUUCAAGGUGGAAUUGUGCUGGUUCUUAACACUGUACAAAGCUCCAUAAAUGUGAUCAAAGCUCGCAGAGCUCGUGGAGAUAGAUCGCGAGGCGCGCUCUUGGGUCUCCUUCCCUUCUUCUUCACGUGGUCGCUCAUUCCGGCCUACCUUUAUCUCAACCCUGAAAUUCUUUACAAUCAUCUUGUUCCUUUCGUAUUCUUCGCUGGGCUUGUCAAUGCUUACUCGGUGGGCCAGAUGAUCACUGCCCAUUUGGUCCAACUGCCAUUCCCUUACAUGAAUGUAUUGAACCUGCCGCUGGCUUAUGGCGUUUUUGACUCUGCAGGACCAUUUUUGAAGGAGAAUUUAGGAUUUGGAUGGCCAAGUGCUCUUGGUGGUGGUGUAUACCAGGUCGCAUAUCUCUUCUGCAUGCUUGGUGUUGCAGUUGGAGUUUAUGGAAGCUUUGUGGUUGAUGUGAUUGUUACAAUUUGCGAUUACUUAGACAUUUGGUGCUUAACUAUUAAACAUCCAUGGAACGAGGAAGAAGAGGCAAAGAAAGCCAAUUAG